AUGAAUUCCACAGCAAAGCUUUUGAUCCUUGUCAUAAGUUUUUGUUGCCUGUUUUUCCUCAUAGCUCUACUGAGGUUCUUUCACAGAUAUUGGUGGAUACCUUUCCGAAUACAGUAUACUAUGAGUUUACAGGGAAUCAAAGGACCUCCUUAUGAGUUCAUCCAUGGAAACAACAAAGCAUCUACCGAUAUGAGAAUGGAAGCAUACCGCAAACCUAUGGCGGCCUUGACUCAUGAUAUAGUUCCCAGAGUGAUGCCUCAGAUUUACUCCUGGAUCAACAUCUACGGGAAGAAUUAUCUUACCUGGCAGGGAAUUCGACCUCAACUGGUGAUUACAGAAGUGGAGCUAGUCAAAGAGGUUCUGAGAAACAGCGAAGGAGCUUUCCGAAAAAAGAAGGCCGAAGACUUUAUUCAUAAGAUAAUAGGGGACGGACUUGUAGCAACCGAAGGUGAAAAAUGGGCCAGGCAGAGGAAGUUGGCAAAUCAUGCAUUUCAUGGGGAGAGCUUAAAAAGCAUGACUCCGGCAGUACUUGCUAGCGUUGAGGCAAUGCUGGAGAAGUGGAAAGGCCGUGAAGGCAAAGAGAUCGAAGUGUUUGAAGAAUUCAGGUUACUUACUUCGGAAGUUAUAUCGAGAACAGCUUUUGGUAGCAGUUACCUGGAAGGGGAGAAGAUUUUCGAGAAGUUGAUGAAGUUAUCGAUAAUUGCUAACAGAAAUUUUCAUAAAGCUAGGAUUCCUGGCAUCAGCAAGAUUUGGAAACCUGCUGAUGAAAUAGAAUCAGAGAAACUUGCUAAAGGGAUUCAUGAUUGUGUGAUGGAUAUGGUUAAGAAAAGGGAAGAGAAAGUACUGACCGGAGAAGCUGACAGCUUUGGCACUGAUUUUCUGGGAUUACUUGUAAAAGCUUAUCAUGAUGAGGAUGAGAGAAACAGGCUUUCAGUAGAAGAGUUGGUAGAUGAGUGCAAAACAUUCUACUUUGCUGGACAAGAAACCACUAAUUCCUUGCUCGCAUGGACGGUCCUGGUUUUAGCAAUUCAUACAGAUUGGCAAGAGAAAGCAAGAAGAGAGGUGAUUGAGGUAUUUGGGAACAAAAAUCCGCAUUCUGAGGGCAUUGCCAAUCUAAAAACUAUGAACCUGAUCAUCAAUGAAACCUUAAGAUUGUAUCCUCCUGUGGUUGCCACUGUUAGAGAAGUUGGAAAAGAAGUUCAUUUGGGGAAGCUCGUUCUGCCUGAUAAUAUAGAGGUUCUGAUCCCAAACAUGGCACUUCACCAUGACCCUGAUUUAUGGGGAGAUGAUGCGCAUCUUUUCAAACCAGAUAGGUUCGCAGAAGGGACUGCCAAAGCUACCAAAUACAAUGCGGCUGCAUUCAUUCCUUUUUCAUUGGGACCUCGAUCUUGCGUGGGUAUGAGCUUUGCAACCACAGAAACAAAGACUGCUCUCUCAAUGAUUCUACAACGCUACACCUUGACUCUCUCCCCAGCCUAUGUUCACGCUCCAUUUACCAUACUUAUGCUUCAGCCACAACAUGGAAUUCAAGUAAUGCUUCAUUCACUAUAG
Theobroma cacao (cacao) is the source of this 1551-nucleotide messenger RNA. RefSeq names its product cytochrome P450 CYP749A22-like. Gene Ontology annotation, molecular function: iron ion binding; heme binding; oxidoreductase activity, acting on paired donors, with incorporation or reduction of molecular oxygen. The record is from RefSeq and is a predicted model, not a curated record. Lineage: Eukaryota; Viridiplantae; Streptophyta; Magnoliopsida; Malvales; Malvaceae.